Messenger RNA from Daldinia caldariorum, 727 nucleotides. RefSeq names its product FKBP-like protein. Gene Ontology annotation, biological process: rRNA processing. The record is from RefSeq and is a predicted model, not a curated record. The transcript has 4 exons. Lineage: Eukaryota; Fungi; Ascomycota; Sordariomycetes; Xylariales; Hypoxylaceae. Gene Ontology annotation, molecular function: peptidyl-prolyl cis-trans isomerase activity; DNA binding. Bases 188 to 571 code for a protein of 127 amino acids.
AUAAGACCGAGUAACCGUAUAUGUUGAUGAUAUGAGAAAGACACUGAAUACAAGUGGCAGACAAGGGACAAGCCUGGCAAGCUUAAUGGGGUAUAUGCUGACAGCCGCCAGCCAGCUGAAAGCGACCCUCUAUUAGCCCCUCGUCUUACCCGCACUUGUCUGCACACGUCAACCAAUAUUACUCAAAAUGGGCGCGAAAAAGAAGGCCGAUACUAAAUCCAAUAGCAAGGAUACCGGCGACAAAGAUGAUAAGAAGGGCGGUAAAGUGAAAGGCGCUCAGUCCAUCGUGGUCCGCCAUAUCCUGUGCGAAAAGCACUCCAAGAAGGAAGAGGCGCUGGCUAAGAUCAGGGAGGACCCUACGCUGAACAAUUUCAUCGCAGUGGCUAGGGAGUAUAGCGAGGAUAAAGCAAAACAAGGCGGUCUCCUUGGUACACAGCGGAAAGGCUCACUGCAACCUGAAUUUGAAAACGUUGCUUGGGGGCUGCCAGAGAGUAAAGGCAGUAACUUACACAUUGGAGAGGCUAAGACAGAAUUCGGAUACCACCUCAUUGUAGUAGAAGAGCGCAAAUGAUGAGCUCAGAGUUAUAGUAAUAGUCAACAAACAUCACGCGCAUGAGAUAAGAAAAGAGGCUUCGCAGCCGAGAUUGGUAAUGCAAGUUUUUCCUUGAUUCCUGAUGCAGUAUGGGCACCCUUUUUUUUACUUUUUACCUAUCUAGCAUCUAUGCCA